Seriola dumerili (greater amberjack) is the source of this 3692-nucleotide messenger RNA. RefSeq names its product synaptotagmin 12 (gene syt12). Gene Ontology annotation, molecular function: calcium-dependent phospholipid binding; phosphatidylserine binding; SNARE binding. The record is from RefSeq and is a predicted model, not a curated record. The transcript is spliced from 8 exons. NCBI's taxonomy places the organism in Eukaryota, Metazoa, Chordata, Actinopteri, Carangiformes, Carangidae. Gene Ontology annotation, biological process: regulation of dopamine secretion; regulation of calcium ion-dependent exocytosis; calcium-ion regulated exocytosis. Bases 499 to 1788 code for a protein of 429 amino acids.
UGUUAUUGAGCGGCCCGACGGUGGAAGUUGCGCUGCAGGGGUGGGACUCUGUUUCUGCAGUCGGUCGGUCGGGGGUGAGCUUCGAAUCGCACAGAAAUGCCUCUGGCAGCAGCUUCCCAGACUCCGGCGAGCAGCAGCAGAGUCAGACGGACACCUCGGAGCUCAAGAUAAACACUCCUCCUCCUCCUCCUCCUCCUCCUCCUUCUCCUCCUCCUCCUUCUCCUCUUCCUCUCCUUCAUCUCUCUCGCUCCUCUUCCUCCGCCAGCUGGCCACGUCUGAAAGCUCCUGGAUGCGCUGAAACGGAAGGAGUGCUAACGCCGUUUCCCUCCCCUCCUGCACCCCUUGUAUACAUAGACCGGACCGGCACCGGUGUCAUUGGAUGGAGAGAGGCGCCUGAAGAAGGGAGAGCGGUGGAGUUGGUCAACCCCCCUCCUCCUCCUCCUCCUCCUCCUUCCUCCCUACUGCACCAAAAGAAAACUCCGGGGUGGCUGCAGCACCAUGUCCUCGGCUCAGAGUGGGGAUCUAUCAGGCUACCAUCUGAGUGUGGUGCGUAACCCGCCCGGCUGGGAGGUGGGGAUCUACCUGGUGGGCUUCUUCGCGCUGCUGGGUGUGGCCGGGCUCAACAUCUGGAAGCUGUGGAAAUCUGGAACCUUCCCAGCGCCAUCUCCCUUCCCCAACUUUGACUAUCGAUACUUGCAAGAAAAAUAUGGAACCUCCUUCUCAGAAGUCAGACAAAAGAGAGUGGCGGCCAACAAUCACCGGCGGACCUCCUACACCUCCAGCCGCAAACCCAGUCUGGCCCUGGGUGACACCCCAGAUGGCUUCAGGGACCUGGGCCACCUGGAGCUGAUGAGCAGGGAGCUGGACCCGACUGGCAUGGCCCAGCUCAACCGCUCCAUCUCCACCGACUCGCUCAGCUCCAUCUCCUCCAUCGCCAACAACUUUGGCCACGACUUCACGGUCGGCCAGCUGGAGGUGACACUUGAGUUUGAGCAAUCCAGGCAGCCGGGCCAGGGAGUGGGAGUGCUCCACAUCACCCUGCACCAGGGCAAAGACCUCCUGGAGAGAGAGGAAGGGGACUUCCCCGGCUGCUUCAUCAGAGUCUCCCUGGGGCCAGAGGAGCUAAAUGUUGGAAUCACACGGGUCCAGACGAAUGCAUUCACCGUGCUUUUUGAUGAGCGCUUCUCCGUCCCCAUGGACCUGUCCACUUUGGACGAGUACAGCCUGCGCUUCGCCGCGUUUGGUAUCGAUGCUGAUGAGAGAAACAUCAGCGCAGGAGUAGCAGAGCUCAAGCUGUCAGACCUGGACCUGACCAUCAGACCAUUCAAUGCUUGGCUCUACCUCCAAGAUGUCAAUAAGGCUGUCGAUGCAGUCGGGGAGAUCCUCUUGUCUCUCAGCUAUUUGCCCACAGCCGAGCGCCUCACUGUGGUUGUGGCCAAGUGCAAGAACCUGGUGUGGACCAGUGGCAAGAACACUGCAGAUCCGUUUGUCAAAGUUUACCUCCUGCAAGACGGGAGGAAGAUCAGCAAGAAGAAGACUUCCACCAAGAGGGACGACACAAACCCCAUCUUCAACGAAGCCAUGAUCUUCUCUGUGCCGUCCAUCGUCCUGCAGGAGCUCUCCCUGAGGGUGACAGUGGCAGAGGCCACAGAAGACGGCCGGGGCGAGAACCUGGGUCACGUGAUCAUCGGCCCAGAGGCCAGCGGGAUGGGGAUCACCCACUGGAACCAGAUGCUGGCCACUCUGAGGAAGCCCGUCUCCAUGUGGCACCCUCUGCGCAGGAUCUAGUCCUGCCUGGCCUCGUACAUACCAGACCUAUUUCAAGUAAAACACUCGCCUCUUCAUGUUCCUUUCAGCUCUCCCCUUGUUUGGUGCCAUGCUCAAAUCUGUUACACUAUUUUAGUAAGAUCAUGGCCCACAGGAGGAUACUGUGUGUGGUCUAUGUCGUUUUGGUUGCAUUUUUUCUAGUAAGUAAUAACUUGGAGUAAACACCUUAUCUUCAUGUACGGGGGAGGAAUCUGAAAAGCAAGUGUUUGACAAGAACUGGGUGUAUCUGGGUAUACGUGGAUCAGUGAUACGUUUAAAUCCUUUCUUUCUAAUUUCAUUCUGGUUAGGAUGCACUAUGGCUGAGGGUGGUGUUUAGGAGGUCGUGUUCCAAACUACUCGAAUAACCCACAGAAAGUCAUUUAUAAAUCUGUGCUCCUACAUUAGUGAGUCAUGCUUUUGGUUUGAGAAUUGUUGAGAAUUGAUGAUUAUGAUUCCCUCUCAAAAGUCUUGAUGAGAAAUUUCAGUUUGGACUUUGAAGUCAGUUUAAAUUAGGAAAAGGUGACCCCCCCAUUCCCCACCCCCCACCCCACCGAGACCCACCCCCUGCAUGGUGCCUACUCUGGUUGUAGCCUAUUAUAGCUGUCUAGAAAAUGAACUGAACUUGACUGGAGGGGUGAGAUCCCUUCACUUUCAGGAAAACUCUCAUUUGUCUUUUUCAAACCGGUCAUCGAUUGCGCCUACGUGAUUGAUUUCGUAGCGGUUUUAAAGCCGAGUGGAGUUAGAUCUAUUAGAUUUGCUUGUGUAAUUUGUUAACAGUGAGACUCACAAAUAAUGGAGGUUUUGGUAUGUUCAGUAUUUAUUGUGCUUUUGGAAAAAUAAAAGAAAAAAAAUCCAGGUACUCUUAUCCAGGUGAAAUAAUUGUAAUUUGUAGCAGUUGUUACAGGGUGGCCAAAUCAGAUGUAAUCAGCAUAUAAAUAUCAUAUUCUAUUUUUACCAUAAUUAAUGCAAUACCAGUUGCAUAAGCAUAAUUAACAGUGUAAAUAGUGUACUACAACAGUCUUGUCAUUGCCAUUUUUUCCUCUAAAUUCUGGAUGCAAAUCAUGUUUUUCAUGUAUCACACUUUAAUAAACAUCAAACUCCAAGGUCAUUUACACAACUCUAUAUUUAACACAAAUAUCCUUGCUGAUCGAUCAAUUAAUAUUAAAACACCUCUGGGAAUUUAACGCGUGAUGUAAAGUAUACUAACCCCUUUAAAUGGGUUUACACUUUCUUUUAUGUUAGAGGAAACACCUUGGCGUUCUGACUUAAAUCUAUAGUUCUUUUUCUCCAGGCCCUUGCCACAAUUAUUUUAGCUUUUGUCGUUAAGAUACCUGCAAACUUCCUGCCAGCAGAAGCCAACUGGGCCCCUUUGCAGCUUGAAGUUUGACAGGUAAUAUUGCUAAUAUGAAGAUAAUGUGACAAGAGCCUUCUAAAAGUCAGAAUGUCAAGGUGGAUUUUUAUCCGUCUGAGAUAUUCUCUAAAACAUUGUGCAAUAGUGCUGUUUUUGUUGUAACUUCUGAAUGUGAAUUAUCAUGUGAAAUAUCUGCUUACUCUUAAAGUAUCAUCAGCCUCAUGCAUUGUUGUGAUUUUUGUUUUUUCUUUUUCUUUUUUUUCAGCAGAAACUAUUCUCUUCUGUUCUGACCACACUACUAACCUCACUUUGAAAAUCAGUCCAAAAAUAACACACCUGUGGUGGUCAUGUAAUAGACAAUAUUUCCUACUGUGCCAAAUAAUGAAGCAAUAUUUUCAUUUACAAUCAGCAUUUGCAUUUGAUUCAACAAAGCUGUAGCCUACAUUCACCCAUGCAUGAAGUUAUUUAGCACUUGAUGUGAAUGUGCCUCAAGAAUACAGUGUAUUGUGUGAAUGCUGUUUGAAAUAAAAGCAAU